UAGCAUAUGAGUUAUAUUUGUGUUUAAAAUUCAAAAUUUACAAGUGCGUUUGUAAUUUCCCUAAAUUCAAAAACAAAAAAUAUACAUAAAUUUAAGGCUCUUUUGUGAUGAGAUGAGCAAAAAUGGUACCAUUUUCGAAUCACAAUGGCCUACCGUUAGAAAAAAGAUAUCCCCAGGAAAUAGAAAUGGUUAAGCCUAUCUUGUUACCUUCGCUUUAUAACAGACAUUCCACAAAUUCAAAAAUCCCUUUGGAGAAGAAGUACCCCAUUGAAUCUGAGCUGGUCCAACCCGUUAAAUUGCCCCAUCUCAGUAAGACAGGCCCGCCGGUGAGCAAAAGCAAGCCGUGGAUGAACAUCGACCGUCCUUCUGAGAAAAAGCAGAAGAAAGAGGAGCCUAGAAGGACCGAAGACAGUAAGUUCGAGAACACGUUGGGUCUAGUCAAGAGAUUCGCCAAAGGUUCUAAGUACAAAUACCAACCCACGAGUAAAAAACCACCCCCCGACAUCGUACCGGCAGUCAUCAGGGACCAGACGGCGAGGAGUAAAGACAUUCCGAGGAAGAACAAGCCCAAGAUGAAUUUCAACCCAGACAACGAACCCACUCCCAAAACCAGCACCAGAAGGUUGACGUUAGUGGAAAGACUGCGACAACGCAUAGACGCCCGGAGAAAAGCCCAGAAAAUAGCUAUGAUGGAGAACGAGUUUUUGACCGGCAAUGACAAACUAGAAGCCGAACCUGUCAAGUCGCCGAAAGAGCACACGAUUGGCACCACGUUGUACACUCCCAAGAAAGAAAAAUCGGUGGAAGCCGUUUCGGAGAUCGAAUCACGGAGCGAGAUCGAACCGAGACGCGCUAUGAGCGAUGAUUACGUAGAACAGCUUCCACUCUCUUGGGAUUUUCUCCACACGAGAAAGGAAACGAUGAAACACACACGCCAGGCUAUUUCUCCCAGGAGAGGGAGGACGGUCACUAAACUGAACAGAACAAUAUCUCCUAGAAGAUGCAGCAAAGACAGGAGCGUUAAAACGUCGUCACCGGAAGCGGAAGUUUUCGAGCCGAGGAGAUGCGAAGUAUCCAGGCCUAAGUCCGCCGGCUACAAGAGGACUCGAGGUUUUUCGCGAGAUAGACCGAAAACGACGAGCUUCACCGAAGUCGUAUCUCCGAGAGAGGUGACCCCCAAAACGCCGCCGCAACAACCGAAAACUGCGAAAACGUACUACGUUGGUUGUAGCAGAGAGCCGAGCGACACGGACAGAGAUUACGAGUCGGAUUUCGAAGAAGACAACAGUAUAAUAAAAAGCCAAAAAACCAACAAAAGCCACAAAAGUGGACGCUCGAGGAAAAGCUACAAUAACAAAUUCUUAUCGGAUUUUGAAAAGAAAAAACCAAAGCCGAAGGCUAAAUCGUAUAGGAACAAAGAAGAGACUGACGUCUCCUCCGGGGGUGCGAAACCGAAGAGCAAAAUCCCUUGGAAUAAACGCAACAACCCGCGAGCCGGCUUCCCUUACAAAAGGAGAAAAUCUUCGGAUUUCGAAGAAAGCUCUGAAAAAAUUCAAAGGCCGAGGAGACAGGUCACAAGGAAAAAGCCCAACACGGUGAUACCAAGCGAUCGGAGGGAAACAGCAGACAGUCGAAACGCAAAAACCGCUAACAAAUUUAAUAGGCAUAGUAACCAAGGCCCCAAAAGGAGUAGUUCUGAUGUUAUUAAAAACCGGCCCGAAUGGGUAAGUUCCAAACGUUUCGAGCCGUUGGCGCCGGCUGAGAGCUUCACGAUCAAAAAUACCCACAAGAGGAAAUUUAAGCAUAUUCAGCCUAGGUACCUCGAGCCGAAGAAGCCGAAACCGACACCGCCGGAGACACCGCCGACACCGCCCAAAAAAAAUCCCAAAUUAAGAACUGUUCAAUCGAGGUAUUUGGAAACUCCCAACUGUCUUAAGAUUACCCACAGCAUAAAAUCCCUCCUGGAGCGGAACGCCGACAGGCUCAAAGGCUGUUUUCCCAAGCAUGUUGUAACGCAUAAAACGAGUUCUCUCCAGAAAAAAAAACUCGAACCGCUGAAACCCAUAAGCCAAUUCCGGCCUCCGAUAAGGAAUAAAGAAAUGCAAAAAGGGACGACUAACGAAAAAAGGGAAAGACAAUCUCUGUCGCCAAAAAAUGCAAAAAGUAAACCAACGCAUUUGAACGUACAACAGAGUUUCGAGAAGCCUCCGGCGAUUGAUUUCUCUCAAGACGUCGUCAACAGAAAAGAUGACAUGAGACGAGUCUUUCCAAAACGUUUGUAUGAUGAUCUGUACACGUCCCGAACUGGGAACAGGGAACUUGGCAACUUGUACAGCAGAGACAGGCAAGCAACAUCAAAAGCGAACAUAUCUAACCGUUUCAAACAGUUCGACCAUCUUCUCGCGUCGACGCAGAAAACCUUCAAAAAGAAAUUCGAGUUUUCUGACUUGUCCGACGCAGAUGAAAAAGACACAAAACAUUUUGAAAACAGUUUUAAAAGCAUUCUUAAAGAGUGCGACGCUAUAAACGAUUUGCUGACGCCUGUCCUCCUUCCUCCACCGAGCGCCAAGAUGGACAGAGCGUUCGGAAAGUAUUUGACUAAUGACAAGCCUAAGUCUGCUUCACAAAACACAGACUACCCAAAUUUUCUCACUUGGAAAACUGAUUUUAUCCAAGAUAAAAAACCUCUGAACACUUUCACCGCCCUCCACGAGACCAAGUUUCCCAAAACGAACGACAACUCUAGCUCUUUUACCAAAGGGCAAUAUUCCGUGGACAGUGAGCUCGCGACAUCUUUCCCGUCUUUGACAAGCACGCCGGAGAAGAGCAAAGAAGUUUUAAGCAACACCGACGACUGUCUAACGCCUGACUGCUACUGCAAGAGGAUCAACACGCUCUCUUCUAUAUCCAUGACGUACGCAGUUUGUCCGACUUCGACCGUCGGUGAUCCCGACAUGCUCUCCCCUAUUUCAUCCCUUCCGGAGUUAACUAAGAAAAAAUCCGAAUCGUCGUUUUCCACUCCUACUUGUUACUGUUCAAGCGCCUAUAAAUCGUCUACGUCUAAUUGCAAUAUGGAAAUGGUACAGAAAGAAAAUUCCCUAAACGAACUCAAGAAAAAAAUAGAAGAGGCUAUCGUGCAGAUAUCGUUAAAGAAACCCAAGAGCAAGCAUCCGAUAAGGCAGAGCCUACCGCCGUUGAGGAAACCUAGCUCUCAUGUCAAAUUUUUGGAAUCGAUAGCGACGAAAACGAGUUCUUCCAUGCAAACUGAAACUCCGCCACCGUUAAUGCCAGGGAAAAGGCAACCCCUCUGUCCGCUUUCUAAAACGACGAACGGCGACUUCCAAAGCUCACAAACGAAAAAGCGCAAUCUUUUCACUUACCCUGUGCAAAUUCCUGAUCCGAUUUUGGAACAGAUAUAUCAGAGCCAGAAUGCUCUGAACGACCAAAUCCGUCUGCCGAAAAAGUUUACUCCCUUGCCUAGUAUAUUCGAUCGAAAUACUUGUAAUUUCUGCCCCGAAUUGAAUAAAAACCUAAACGAGUAUUUAUCCUCUAGCACUUCCUCCACGUCUCUUUCUUCGAUUUCUUCCUUGCCCCUUCCUUGGAACUGUUCCACGAAAAAAUCGAUGUCCCCUAAAGAAUCUAAAAAUUCCAAUCCUUCAAAGAGCAAACAGGAGAAACAAGUCUUCCGUUGUUCUCCACCUUCGUCCCCGUUCGUACGUAAUAUGGCUUCGUCGUUAAAACCUUACUCUAGUUAUACAUCCAGCUCACAAAAAUCGUUCAUAGGCGAUUCCAAGUUUAUAAACAAUCCAUUGAUAGAAUAUUCGUUCCCACCUGCGGAACCCAUUCACUCCAUACUGAAAUCUCCAUUACCCUCGAUACUCAAAACCUCACACACUAAGACCACUCGUAAAUUGAGCGACGUUAAAACGAGGAUGAACUCGCCUGGAAAGAAAGCGCCCAAACUAAAGAACCCGAGGGGGAUUAUCCAACUUCAACCUGAGCAUUCUUCGACAGUCGUGUCAGGCGUGGAUACAUUGAAUACCCUAAGGUCCAUCAGUCUUUCGGGUUUGGACACGGAGAAAUUCAUGUACAGCGGAUCGAGGAAAGUUACGUCUGAAAUUUCCGUGAGAAAAACAAAAGUUUCUUCGAAAAGGACUUCCUCUGGCAGAAUGGAAGAGAGGUUUCCGAAAGAAGUGGAACCAGUGAGACCAGUACUUCUGCCCUCAGUCAGGGCGAAAAAGUUUUCACAGAGUAAACUGUACGUUUCCGGACAACAGCAGAAUACGGACGGUGACAGUACUACUUGUCUAUCCUCGAGCCUCCCGACGUUAUCGUUCAUAACGCAGCACGUCCAGCAGUCGCCGCCUGAUUUCAAACAAGAACAUUCCAGGGAAGAAGAAGGGAAAACGGAAAUGUCUGAAAAAUGCUGCCUCAGCAGGACUCCGAUGACCUCGAGUAUCGAGAUCACCGGUGUCCCGAACGAAAUACCCAAGCCGUCCAUAAACAGAAUUGAGCAAUUUUUACAGAAAACGAGUUUAGCUGGAAGAAAUGAGUCUUCUUUGAUACACAUCCACAAAACAACUGCUGUUAUGAAUGUGCACCACAAUGAAAGAGACCCGUCGGCUGAGUCUUUUCUUGAUUCCUCGACCGCCGGUUCUAUUUCCAUUUGCGACUACUUGCAGGGGGAACAGCUGAGAACGAACAUGCGCGAUGGCGUCGGUCACAGAUUCUUCAGGAAGCCACCUCCGGUCGUAACGGAGCUUAUUGAGAUAAAGUCGGAAUGCCCCCCUGUUGUGUGUGAGCGUUCAAUAUCGGAUAUCUUGCCUCACGCAGCGCCGGCGAAGAUGAACAUCCUUCAACACGGAGACCGUUCAGCUUCGGUUCGCCAAUCCUCGCAAUCUCCGACGAGGAAGGAAAACUUGGAAGCAGGAGAUUCGGUGACCGUCGAGGAUAGUGUGACCCAAUUGGCAGAAACCGAGUCCCUGGCGGCGAUGAGUUCGACGCAGACCGAGAAGCUGUCCGACACGUCGACGACGUCCACCACGUCAUCGAGCCAGUCGGAGUCGACGAACGAGACGCAGACCGAGCCCGAGGCGGAAGAAAGCUCAGAAAAGCCUGCUGCAGCGCCCGAGGUCAUAGUGCAAACGGCCGUGGUCGAAGUGAAGGGCGAAAAGACGGACGUCUCCUGCUCGCAAGUCGAACCGAGCGAAAAGAGCGCCUUGAAAACGGAACAAGUCGACGUCUCGGUUUCCGUCCAGUCGCUCGGCAGCAUUCCUCCUCUUUCGCCGAGCGACGUGAUGAUCGGCGGCUCGCCGAGGAAGAACCGAUCGCUCUCGGACGUACGUCGUGGCGCCUCCCCGCAGAACAGGAGAAACGCCCCUCAGGAAGGCGUCGGCUACUCUUUCUUCAGGGGAGAAUUCGAUCCCCCUGUCAGAAAGCCUAAGAUCGACUCCUGCGUCCAAACCGAAAAGUACCAAAGGCCGAAGAAACAAUGCACUAUGACAUCAGUCGACGUGGUAGACUAGCCAAUACUACGAGGCUGAAAAUAUUGAUACCGACCGAAGUGCACAAUGUCUAACAACAGCAUAAUUAAUCCAAUUACAAUAAAGUUGGUUUCGUUUAGACUAUUUCUUUUCAA
Messenger RNA from Cimex lectularius (bed bug), 5638 nucleotides. Its product is annotated as serine-rich adhesin for platelets-like. Lineage: Eukaryota; Metazoa; Arthropoda; Insecta; Hemiptera; Cimicidae. The record is from RefSeq and is a predicted model, not a curated record. The transcript has 8 exons. Bases 123 to 5525 code for a protein of 1800 amino acids.